Molecule: messenger RNA, 2684 nt
Organism: Folsomia candida
Lineage: Eukaryota; Metazoa; Arthropoda; Collembola; Entomobryomorpha; Isotomidae
Product: DEP domain-containing protein 1B
Exons: 9
Coding region: 154-2193 (679 amino acids)
Biological process (GO): intracellular signal transduction
Source: RefSeq, a predicted model, not a curated record
UUUGCGUAUUUUCGACUCGCACUUGUUUGUUUUUGUGCAUCUGGCACAAACAAACACAAUACGACAAGUAUUAAUUAACUAACUAAUUUUGCAAUAAUAUUUCCAAAUUAAUAAUAAAAACAGUACAACAAUCAAUAACUCCAAAUAAUAGAAAUGAGUCCUAUUAGUAGUAAAAAGGGGAGCAACAAUAGCCUCCAGAUUUCGGGAUCGUUCCUUUUCAGUUCAAAUUAUGCAAGACCCAGAACGCAGUACAGGGCGACGCAGAUGUGGCACAAAUCUCUGGAGACUUUCUUGUCCUCUGUCCCCUUAACGCAGCACAGAUCAAAGACUCGGUUUUGGCGAGUGUACGAUUCCACUUUCACCGGUGGGGAAGCCGUGACCUGGUUUCAUGACCAAUUGAAGCAAAGUUUCGACCAAGAAAUCAGUCGAGAACAGACGAGGAAACUUUUAGGGAAAUUCUAUCGUGUCGGCGUCUUUUGCAAUGUGGAACAGCAGGAACUGGAUGGUGGUGAAGUCAAUGAAAAUGACUUUAAGGAUAGUCACAUGCAUAUUUAUAGACUAUCAAUGGAUCGUCCCGGCGUUCCCGCAACGACACGGACGCCGUCGCCAUCUGGAAAUACGAAAAAAAUUACGUCUGGUGGAAAAAUGAAGAAAAAUUACUCGGUGGAGAUAACACCGUUAUCUUUAGAGAACAAGGAAAAUAUAUAUUUCGAUUUCUUUCUGGAAAAGCUCAAUCCGCUGACAUCCCUCUCGUUGAGUGAGGAUCUCCUCCCCCGCACGUCCAACAUUUACAGCAAUUUAACAUUUACCCCCCAUUCACCACCCCUCUUCCCAAGCUGGCUAUUUCCCGCAAUGCGCUAUCUCACUCACUAUCCAUAUGAAUCCAAAGUGCACGUGAAUUACCCAAAUUUCGAACAUGAUGUCCUCCUCCUCGUCGCUGAUUACUUUUUCUCCGUGUACGAACGUAUAGGACAAUUCAUCCCAAAUGUUGCCCUCUUUGUGGAUACAUUAGCCAACAUUGAGCCACAAGUGAUGUUGUCAAAAUACCAGGAAAAAUUCCCCUUCCCAAAAUCAGAGCUGGAAGAAAUUGACCAGAUUUUUACCCCAAAGGGAAAAAAUUCAUCAAGAUUUGUCAUGGGGAAGAAUAGACGACGGAUUUUUGACGACUCAGUGUCAGAAGAAGUGAAAGUAAAACCGAUGGGAAUUGUGGACACGUCACGUUACCGAUGCGAGGAUGCGAGUGCGAGUGUGUAUUAUGCAACAAAUUUCGGUGUCGGGACGCCAGUGACGAGAGUGCUGAGUACCCAAGAGAUGUAUGCUUAUGAUAAUCCCAACUUGAAUUUAAGUCCAGUGGAUUUAAUCAACCAUCCAAAGUAUGGAAGUAUUAGGAAGAAUUUGUUCAAAGGGAGGAAAUCAUUGUCUGAGGGGAAUUUGUUGGUGGAUAGUGUGGCUAGUGGUGGAGAUAUAGUUGAUAAUGGAGGGUUUGUCGAAGAGAUCAACCCACUACCGGAAACAAAACGAUCAACAAUUGAAGCGUUGACGUUGUUACUCCUCACUUUGGAUUAUAAUAAAAGGAAACAUUUGGAAGUACUGCUCAAGUUUAUGGGAAAAGUCGAAAAGAAUUAUAGAUUGAUGUUGGACGUGGCUACUACUAAUAAGGAUUUGUUGUACGAUUUCUUUGGUCGGUUAGCAAUGGAUUCCCCAAGUGAACCAGCACAACUUGGACUCUUCAUUUUUAUGGUGGCCAACGCUGAUUCCUUGUUUAAUGGAGAAUAUUUGGAAAAUUUAAAGAAAACAGCGGACGAUGUGGUUAGUGAGCGACAGCUUAAGAAGAUCCCAGUUCCAACUAGAUCUUCUUCCCGUUCUCUAAGCAGUAAGGAAAACAACUACGGGGGAAUGGGAAUGGAAGUUUCGUCAUUUUGCAGUAAAAUUUCCAUGAUUGAAUACGAGAAUCAACGAUUACUUGGAGAAACUGCCAAAAGUUUGAGAAACUUGUUGGACGAGAUUGGCUCGUUGAAAGACGAAAAAUUGAGAAAGAAGCAGUUGAGGAAGUUCCAAAAGGAGUACCCACACAUCUACGCAGAGAAGUAUUCUUAUCCAUCAUUCGUAUUGGGAGAUGACUCGGAUCGGGCCGAGUCCUCAUUUCAACACCAAAAAUCAAAGAAAAGAACACCUUUUGGUGUUUUGAUUUAGAAUUUUAGUAGAGUAUUAUUAUGUUAUGUAUAAAAAAAUUUCAGUUUUAGACAAUCCUAUACUUUUUGAGAGACUGAUAAUCAUUUUUUGUUUGUAAUAAAAAUUUAGCCUUUUUUAUCAAUAGCAAAGGUAAGUUGUCUCAAAAACUUGCGUGCGAUUCAUCCACACGCCACGCAAUUUGAGGGAUUGUCAUGCCAUGAAAUUUCUUGUGAAGUCGACAACACGACAUUUUUCCAAGUAUUAAUUUUUAUUAUGCCGUUCUACAUAGGUACAAUGUGUCCCUUCGUGGAAAUACAUUGCCAGAGUUAUAGUUAGUGAUUAGUUGGAUUGUGGUUGAGAAAUUAUGAUUUCGUAGUAGUAUUUAAUAGGAAAAUUAACGUUUAAUUGUUGGUCAAUUGACAUUCUUGUUGAAGAGGAGGAUUAUCAUUUACAUAUGUAACUGUAUGUCCGACUACUAGAUGUUUCUAUUAAAUAUAGUUAUUGAAUUCGGA